UUUCGAGUGAGCAGCGGCUCACCUUCAUUCAGGUGUUUAUAUAAUGACGCUGGCCAAAUUGUCGAGGUGAAAGUUUAGCUGCAUGUGAACGGGGAAAUGCAAAUGUGAAAUUUAUAAAUGAAAAUGUUUGUGGAGGUGCAACAUAUUUAGUGGGUUCGACUUGCCCAAACUCAUUUGGCAGAAAACUAAGUCCAAAGUGCAGAGCAGAAACUCAGUUCCUCGUGAUAAGUUCACGGUUAAUCGGAGGUGAAAGCCCAGAGCCGGAGGAGAUGCUGCUGCGACGCUUUCUAGGCUAUGGCGUCGUGGGCGCCGGACUCGCAUCCGCCGGCUGGAGCCUGCACACCAACGACUACGACCCCAACUCCCUGGGCAUUGUAAGGCUGUCACGAUCCGCCGCCGCCGUCGUAGACGUGGCACUCACAUACAAGCGCGAGCUCUACUACAGGGAAUGGGACAAGGAGACGCCCGAGUACAAGGCGGAGAAGAGCCGGGUCCACAAGAUUGCCGCCCAGAAGCUACUCCAGCUGAUCUGCACCAACAAGGGCGUCUACAUCAAGGUUGGCCAGCACAUAGGGGCACUGGAGUACCUGCUGCCCAAGGAGUUCGUGCAGACCAUGAAAGUUCUGCACUCCGAUGCGCCGCAGAACCCCAUAGAGGACUUAUACAAGGUGAUCAGGCAGGAUUUACGCUGCAACCCGGAGGACAUCUUCGAUAGCUUCGAGCGGGAGCCACUGGGCACCGCAUCGCUGGCCCAGGUGCACAAGGCGCGCCUGAAGAGCGGCGAGGUGGUGGCUGUCAAGGUGCAACAUCCAUACGUCAAGGGUAACUCCCGAGUGGACAUGAAGACCAUGGAACUGGCUGUCAAUGUGCUAGCGCGGAUAUUUCCCGACUUUAAGAUCCACUGGCUGGUGGAGGAGUCCAAGAAGAACCUGCCCAUUGAGCUGGACUUUCUCAACGAGGGACGCAACGCCGAGAAGGUGGCCAAGCAGUUUGAGAAGUACUCCUGGCUGAGGGUGCCCAAGAUCUACUGGCAGUUCAGCUCCUCUCGCGUCCUGGUCAUGGAGUACCUGGAGGGCGGCCAUGUGACGGACCUCGACUACAUCCGGCGGAACAAAAUUGACACUUUUGCAGUGGCAAACCGCAUUGGGCAGCUCUACUCCGAGAUGAUCUUCCGCACUGGCUUUGUGCACAGCGAUCCGCAUCCGGGAAACAUCCUAGUGCGUCGCACGCCGAAGAACAGUCUGGAAAUCGUAUUGCUGGAUCACGGACUGUAUGCCAAUCUGACGGACAAGUUCCGGUACGAUUACUCCAAGCUCUGGCUGAGCAUCCUCAAUGUGGACCGCAAAGCCAUGCGGCAGCACAGCGAGCAGCUGGGCAUCAAGGGCGAUCUGUACGGUCUGUUUGCGUGCAUGGUGACCGGAAGGCCUUGGGAGACGGUGAUGCAGGGCCUGACCAAAGUCAAAUAUUCCAAAGAAGAGAAGAACACGCUGCAGAACAACACUUCGCUUGUGCUACCGCACAUUUCCGAUGUCCUUGAGCAGGUAGACCGCCAAAUGCUGCUCAUUCUGAAGACCAAUGAUUUGAUUCGUGGCAUCGAGGCCACGCUGCGCACGCAAAACCGGAUGACCGCCUUCUGGGUUAUGUCCAAGUGCUGUGUUCAAUCCUCCUACGCCGAGCAGCGCACCCAGCAAUCCGCCUCCGGCUCCCGUUCCUCGAGGAUAUUUUGGCUACGGUUACGCGAACGAUGGGAUCUGUUAAAGCUCAAUUGCUACUACCUCUAUCUGGGACUGAUUAACUUCGGCUUUUUCGAAGCACUCAAACAGGUUAUUUAAGGCUGAAUGUGGUCCCCCAAUUAAAAGUACAAAAUUGUUGUCGAGCCUGGAAAGGGAAA
Molecule: messenger RNA, 1891 nt
Organism: Drosophila ficusphila
Lineage: Eukaryota; Metazoa; Arthropoda; Insecta; Diptera; Drosophilidae
Gene: Adck1
Product: aarF domain-containing kinase 1
Exons: 4
Coding region: 270-1832 (520 amino acids)
Biological process (GO): lipid homeostasis; protein phosphorylation; mitochondrion organization
Cellular component (GO): mitochondrial inner membrane
Molecular function (GO): ATP binding; protein kinase activity
Source: RefSeq, a predicted model, not a curated record